CCGAUCCACCUCUCUUUUCUCUCUUUUACCUGCUUUAGUUUUGCUCUAGUUUUGUUUGCUAUACCUUCCCCUUUUCUCUCAGUCUCUUUCUUUCAUUCUUCCUUUUUCUAUUUCCUCUCUCUCUCAUAAUCUGCUCUCAUUUUCACUCCCCGUUCAUCUCUCACUUUCUCUCUCACCCUUUUCCCCCAUCCUCUCCAUCCCGCCGCUCCGUUGCCAUGGCCACCACGGGCCUCCAGGUGCUGGGCGUGCUCCUGGCCGUGGCGGGCUGGGUGGGCGGGGCCCUGGUGACCGCCGCCCCCUUCUGGCGCGUGUCGGCGUUCGUGGGCGGGGAGCUGGUGGUGGCGGAGGCCCAGUGGGAGGGCCUGUGGAUGAGCUGCCUGGUGCGCUCCAGCACCGGACACACCCAGUGCAAGACCUUCGACUCGGGCCUGGCGCUCGCCCCAGGCACCCAGGCGCGCCGCGCCCUGGCCAUCGUCGCCCUUCUCCUGGGCCUGCGGGGGCUGGGCCUCGCCGUGCUGUGCACCCACUGCCUGGGCGGCGCCCACGACGCCAAGGCGCGGCUGGCGCGGGCGGGCGGGUUGGUGUUCGUGGCGGUGGCGCUGACGUUCCUGGUGCCCGUGAGCUGGACGGCGCACAUGGUGGUGAGGGACUUCUACGACCCGGCGGUGGCGGUCAUGCUGGUGGGAGGGGCUCUGAUCAAUGCGGGCUCCGCCCCGCCGCCCGAAGGAGGAGGAGGAGGAGGAGGAGGAGGACGGUCCUCGGUGGCAGGCGCCUUCGGGGGAGGGAAGGGCAACCCGCAGCCCACUCCUCCAGCGGGGAAGAAGGAGAAAGCGUACGUCUGA
This is a messenger RNA of Clupea harengus (Atlantic herring), 842 nucleotides long. RefSeq names its product claudin-9-like. The coding region runs from base 216 to 842 and encodes 208 amino acids. Lineage: Eukaryota; Metazoa; Chordata; Actinopteri; Clupeiformes; Clupeidae. The transcript has a single exon. The record is from RefSeq and is a predicted model, not a curated record.